GGGAACUACACGGCCUGGCUACUCGGAGACUUUGAAGGAACAUCUUCGGAGACUUUUCCUAUGAAUUUCGGAUAUAUAGAAGAUGAGGCUCUCCCGGCGUUAUCAUGGUUAAGACCGCUAAAUGCAGAUGACAACCUGCGAAACUGUAAGGACUGCAUCUAGAGUUUCGAUACGAGCAUCAGCGACACCUUUAAAUCGCUCCAGCUGGGCGACUAUAUAGAGCUCAAGAUGAAGCAGAAUAACUCAGGACUCAUUCCAAGGCCCAAGACUACAUCGAGGAUAAAUCUACAUAGCCCUAUCCAAAAACCCUAGACUGAUCUACUCAACGUUAUCAACGAUAUACUUAUCAGUAAUAAUGGCCACUUACGACAGAAAUACCGAAGGUCUCGCACUUGUCCACAAGUUUGCUGACCAGGUGAAGGGAAGAACUUUCCUCCUAACCGGCCCUAGUCCUGGUGGCAUCGGUGCCGAGACGGUCACCUCGCUUGCCGCAGAGUCACCAGCUCUACUCAUCCUCGUCGGGCGCUCUCCAGAGAAGGUACAAACCGUCAUCGACACCAUCAAAAAGAUCAACCCUAGUGUUAAGACCAAGUUCGUCCAAGCCGACUUCACCUCGCUUAAGAGCGUCCGGAAGACAGCGCAGGCUAUCCUCGACGACCCCGAGAUCACCAAGAUCGAUGUGGUGAUCAACAACGCGGCCAUCAUGGCGGCUCCUUUCGAGCUGACGGAGGAUAAACUAGAGCUGCAGUUUCAAUCUAAUCAUCUAGGCCACUUCGUCCUGACCAACAAGAUCAUGCCCAAGAUCAUCGCGGCCGGACCUGGCGCAAGGCUCGUCAACCUUACUAGCUCCGGGCACAGAUACGCGGGCGUGCGCUUCGAAGACCCCAACUUCACGCAGCCGGGCUCGUACACGGAAUUCGCGUCCUACGGACAAUCCAAGAGCGCCAACAUCCUCUACACGGUGGGCCUAAAUAAGCGCCUCUCCUCGCGCGGCAUCCGCGCCUUCGCCGUGCACCCGGGCAGCAUCGUGACGAACCUACAGCACUACAUCAAGCAGAUGGACGGCGCGCACCUAGCAUCGAUCAUGGACGAAGCCGUGCAGAAGAUCGCGGGCAGGACGCUCGCCGAGCAGCGGGCUGCCGACCCGUACAAGACGCUGCAGCAGGGCUGCGGAACGACUCUCCGCGCAGCUCUAGACCCGGAUUUGGUCAAGGAGGAGGGUGUCUUCUUGCAGAAUACUAACCUGACGACUGAUCCCAAGGAGGUCAAGGACUGGGCAACGGACCCGGAGCUCGCAGAGAAGUUGUGGAAGUUGAGCGAGGAGCUGGUGGGUGAGAAGUUUGAUAUCUAAGGCUUAAGGCAGGUCCCAGGAUAGUAGAGUAUUAUUGCUGUGUAGAAUUGUAUUGGUAUAGCUGAAAAUGUAACAAUGGAACUUAUAUAUAUAUAAAACUAGCUUUUAUUCUCUACCCAACUUGGGAAAUCUUCUGUUUGUUUCGAGUUUGACUGCCAAAUAGAAGUAAA
Daldinia vernicosa is the source of this 1521-nucleotide messenger RNA. RefSeq names its product NAD(P)-binding protein. NCBI's taxonomy places the organism in Eukaryota, Fungi, Ascomycota, Sordariomycetes, Xylariales, Hypoxylaceae. Bases 356 to 1351 code for a protein of 331 amino acids. The transcript is spliced from 2 exons. The record is from RefSeq and is a predicted model, not a curated record.